AUGGACGCCAUGAUUGUGAUGUAUGUCGUGGCUGAUUACAAGAAGGCUGCAAACAGAAUUCUCAAGAAGCUUGUAGAUAAGGCGUACAACUGGAUCAACGGAUUGGACGAGGAAGGAAAUACCAAAGAAAUCAAUGCAAAUAUUCCAGCAGCUUUGAAGGCUCUUUGA
Caenorhabditis briggsae is the source of this 168-nucleotide messenger RNA. The record is from RefSeq and is a predicted model, not a curated record. The transcript has 2 exons. Lineage: Eukaryota; Metazoa; Nematoda; Chromadorea; Rhabditida; Rhabditidae. The coding region runs from base 1 to 168 and encodes 55 amino acids.